Molecule: messenger RNA, 807 nt
Organism: Penicillium psychrosexuale
Lineage: Eukaryota; Fungi; Ascomycota; Eurotiomycetes; Eurotiales; Aspergillaceae
Exons: 1
Coding region: 1-807 (268 amino acids)
Source: RefSeq, a predicted model, not a curated record
AUGAUACCAUUAUAUGCACUUUUCCUAAUUCCCCUGGUGAAUGGAUGGACCUUCCGCUACACCAACGCGACCAAUGCCACCGAAAUCGCCCGCGGCCAAGAUUCACAGAACUGCACAAAUUCCCCUAUUGGUAAAGAAAAGCUUUUUACCUGGGAUCCCGAGGGAUCUAGUCUAUGUGUCUCGAUAUACCGCGACCUCAAGUGUGACUCCAGGGCGGGAUAUGCAUGCGGAAUAUGGAGAAAGAAUGCCAGUGAAGCAUUUGCGGCUUUCGAUGUCCUGCCUGAGACGGAUAUUGAUGCCAAACACCAAACCUCUACACUCGCGGUAUCGACGUCUACAUCCGCUACGACAUCCAUAUCCACAUCUUCAUCUGUGUCUUCGGGAUUGGUAUCCGCAACCCCCACCGAGUCCACCGCAGUGUCUAUAGCCAAUUCCGACAGCGGCUCCUCUGGUCCAUCUCUCUCCGGUGGUGCUAUUGCAGGCAUCGUGGUUGGCGUCGUAGCUGCGGUUGCCAUUAUAGUCACUUUCGCUGUCGUUCUCAUCAGAAAGAGGAACAAAAAGAAUGCCGCGGUUGCUAACCAGCAUGGUGGUUAUGGGCCCCAUGAGGCAGAUGCUACUAGAUCAUCGAUAAGUGGUACUACCGCGGUUGUGGAGAAGGCAGCAGACUCAGCCGUGCGCCCAUUCAGGCCUCCCCCUGGGUCCAAAAUUGUUGAGUUGGUUGGAGGUGAAGUGAGUGCUGAACUGGGCAGCAGCCCCAUAAGUGAGAUGGAUGGAAACAAUAUCAAGGAAGGUUUCAACCGGUUCUAA